AUGCUCGCAUUCCUGUCCCUCUUCUUGUGGCUGCCCGCUGCCAAAGCCUUCGUCAGCGAUCCAACCAACUGUCACUGGUCUUGCCACCAAGCACUUGCAGAAUUUCUGUUCAAACCGAAUACCCUCGAAGAUGAUUUCUACGCCAGUCACUGUCAGAACGAACUCAGGGCGAAAUCAUAUUUCCUGUGUAUGCGCCACUACUGCACCCCAGAGCAGGCAGACUAUGGCUGGCACUACUGGAACAGCCAAUGCGAGGAAUAUGGCGAGGUAUCUUUAUUGCCAUGGUCAAUUAUUGACAACAUCACGUGGGAUCAGGCUCAUAGAGUCAUGACAGUAGACGAGUUUUGGUUCUCGAGGACUGAAGAAAGCGAGGAAAAUCCGAUUGUCCUCGACCAACUCACCCAAGUACCACCAGAAGUAUACCACAUCACCCACAAGACUGAAGUAGGUCCUUUGUACCGGACUGUCUUUGCACUCGACAUUUGGCUGACUGCUCUCAAGGACAUUUACUUGUCUACAGACAUUACCCAAGAGUGGUAUGGAUGGGCGAUGGUCGGCUACUGGGGUUUGGUUAUGUCCUUGGGCAUCCUAUAUCGCUUUUAUCUUCUCGUCGCCCAAGUUAUACAGCAACGACGAAAGGAUAACGGCUCCUCUUCCAGCCCAGCAUGGCUGCUCCGUUAUAAAAUGUGGAUGAGGAGGUGGAUCACAACCCCGGCGCUCUUGGGAUAUCACUCUGCACAGCCUUUUGGCUGGUGUACGAUUCCACCAAGGUUACAGUCAUUGUUAGUGAUCCUCUGGGUCAUUAUCAACGUGAUCCUGUGUUGCAUCGAUUAUCACCCAUUUGGGGACUACUUCUUUUACCGGAGUACAGCACGGCAGAUAUGGCAAUGGCUUUCUGACAGGACGGGAAUCAUGGCAACGGCGAAUAUGCCUCUCAUGUUUACCUUUGCCAUGCGAAACAACGUGUUGCUAUGGCUCACAGGCUGGAGCUUCACGACUUACUCCCAGUUCCAUCGAUGGGUUGCACGGGUUGCCACAGUGCAAGCUAUCCUGCACAGCGUUGGAUACACCGUCCUUGAUUUUCUUGACGAGGGCUGGCCAGAAUACAAGACGGAUUGGCAGCAAAGAUAUUGGUGGAUGGGUAAUAUUGCCACCAUCGCAAUGAGUCUCCUUUGCGUCUUCUCGAUCUACCCUAUGCGGAAGCACAUCUAUGAGGUCUUUCUCAUUGUUCAUAUCAUCGGGGCGCUCCUAUUUCUCAUUGGCAUGUACUACCACGUCGAGAUCUUCGGUGAUGAUUACAUGAUGUACAUUUGGCCGUGCGUUGCGGUCUGGUCGUUUGACCGAUUUCUGCGACUCUGUCGGCUGAUCUUCCUCAAUUUCCCGGCCUGCAAAGGCACCGCCUCAUAUCACCCAGACAGUAACAUGAUUCGCCUUUCUGUUCCGACCCGAUUCACGAUACAGCCACAGCCCGGGACUUACUUUUAUAUCUACAUGCUGAACGGACUCAAGUUUUGGGAAAGCCACCCGUUUACCCUGAGUACCUGGACGGAGAAAAGGGCCUCAUCUCGAGAGCUCAGUUUCGCAAUUCGACCACACGAUAGCUUCACGAAACGUAUGAUGGUGCAACUGGCGGGAAAGAGCGAAGAGGUGGGCAAUCAAAACAUUGUACAACCUGUUCGAGUACUUCUUGAGGGCCCAUAUGGAUCAGGUCAUACCUUCGCACAGCAUGACAAAGUACUGAUCAUUGUGGGUGGAUCUGGUAUCACGGUUGCCCUCGCACACUUGAGUGGACUGGCCGAUGCGAUCGUCCGAAGCGCGCCCCACCGCAUUCAGCGCAUCCAUAUUGUAUGGGCGGUUCGUAGCCAUGCCCAAUUCCAAGACGUCUUGGUCACCGAGCUGGCGCAGUGGCUGCAGGCUCCUGGCGCUCUCAGCACCUUGGACGUCGAGAUUGACAUCUAUAUCACGGGCAGCGAGAUUGGCAAUUCUCCAGGAGAUGUUACGCCGCCAGAUUUACCAAUCGAGGAAGCCAACCUGAAAGAGGUCGGGAUCGGCGUGGACAAGGCUAUCGACGCAGUCGAUGCCUACACUAAGAAGAUAUCGUCACCGAGUCCUGAUAUGACCGAGCAGGUCAAGAUCUUUCCGGGCCGACCUUCUGUGCGAAAGGUCAUCGAUGCAGAGAUACAGGCACACUGCUUCAAGGGUGUGAAGAUGGCUGUUCUCUGCUGUGGACCUGGACUCCUGGCGGACGAUGCACGAGCUGCGGUUGUGACAUGUAUGGGACACACAGAGGGAGAUCUUGAAUUCUUCGCAGAAGCGUUCAAUUGGUAA
Messenger RNA from Fonsecaea pedrosoi CBS 271.37, 2328 nucleotides. RefSeq lists its product as uncharacterized. Gene Ontology annotation, biological process: copper ion import; iron ion transport; intracellular iron ion homeostasis. Bases 1 to 2328 code for a protein of 775 amino acids. The transcript is spliced from 6 exons. The record is from RefSeq and is a predicted model, not a curated record. NCBI's taxonomy places the organism in Eukaryota, Fungi, Ascomycota, Eurotiomycetes, Chaetothyriales, Herpotrichiellaceae. Gene Ontology annotation, molecular function: ferric-chelate reductase activity. Gene Ontology annotation, cellular component: plasma membrane.